AAUCUAUCUACUCUUACUCUAAUUUCUCUCUACUUUCUCUCUAUAUAUACUUCUCUUUUCUCACUUCUGCUGAGAUGGAGCGCCUACCCCCUCAAAGUCAUGUCUGACGCCCUAAACCCCUUGGACCCGAGCGACUCCCACUCGCCCGGGUUCAAACAAUACUAAUAACACGAAUGAAAUAAUGGCGCUUUGUGACAUCAUCAUUAGUUCAACUAAAGUUUUGUUCAAUUAUGUUGAACAACCUUUAUGUGUUAAAAGAAUAGUUCAGUGACUAAACUGUUACAACCUUCUCAGUUGGGUGACUACUUUCACACUUAAUCCGGAUAGAAUCAUAGAAAGGAAAGGACUUCCCAGAAUGGCAGAAUCUCAAUCUACCGUUCACUUCUUUGCAUAAAAGAGCAAACUAUCUGUCGUCUCCUUCCCAGUAUAUCGGAGCCGGAAGAAGAAGAAGAAGAACAAAAUGCCGAGCUGCUGCGCGAUCUUCUGCGAGAUCCUGAUCGCGAUCUUGCUCCCUCCUCUGGGAGUUUGCCUCAGGCAUGGCUGCUGCACCGUGGAGUUCGGGAUCUGCGUGAUACUGACGAUUCUGGGUUAUCUCCCAGGGAUAAUCUACGCCCUCUACGCGAUCGUGUUCGUGGAUCGCGACGAGUUCUUUGACGAGGCCAGGCGCCCUCUGUAUUCCGCCUCGUACUACUAGCUGACUUCAUUUGAGCUCUCUGUAUUCUGGGCUUUAGCAGUACUCUGUUUCUGGGCUGUAUGAAUGCUCGAUUAAGCUUUUAUGUCAGUUGAAUCUAUGCUUUUUAGAGUGAGUGUUCUGAAGUGUUAGCUUAGAGUGAGUGUUCUGAAUUGCUUUGUUAUGCUUUUUUGUUGGGCAUUCUGAUGCAUAUUAGCAAUGGAGUGAGUGGUGUUCAAUAGAGUAGUGAUGGCUGCACACGGUGUCUGGAUUCUGAUUCCGGAUCUUUCAAUCAGCACCUCCAAGGACUAUGGGGGAUUGGUGGGAUGAUUCGGUUGUUUUGAAUCGGGCAAUAACAUGGAAGAGAAUGCAAAGAUUACUAAAAAAAGCAUAUGAUUUGGUUAGAUUUGGAUUCGAUCCGUUUUGUUUGAAAAGAGUUCGACAUGAAUUCGAGUGGAUUCUGGUUUACUUAUGGUCGAUAAUUCAACAUGAUUCUGUUUGUCGAUGUGUCGAUGAUGUAGGGUGAAUCUGAUUGUCUAUGAUGGAUGAUCAUUAUGCAUAUUCUGGAAUGUUAGUCUUGAACGAAGUAAUAUUCAAGUUGAGUUUGAAUUUACUCGAUAAAAUACCUUUGAAUUU
Linum trigynum is the source of this 1306-nucleotide messenger RNA. The record is from the annotation of a GenBank genome assembly. Lineage: Eukaryota; Viridiplantae; Streptophyta; Magnoliopsida; Malpighiales; Linaceae.